Cladophialophora yegresii CBS 114405 is the source of this 507-nucleotide messenger RNA. RefSeq lists its product as uncharacterized. NCBI's taxonomy places the organism in Eukaryota, Fungi, Ascomycota, Eurotiomycetes, Chaetothyriales, Herpotrichiellaceae. Gene Ontology annotation, molecular function: transcription coregulator activity. Gene Ontology annotation, cellular component: mediator complex. Gene Ontology annotation, biological process: regulation of transcription by RNA polymerase II. The record is from RefSeq and is a predicted model, not a curated record. The transcript has a single exon. Bases 1 to 507 code for a protein of 168 amino acids.
AUGCCAGACACCGAUAUGGGGGAUGAGUCACCAAAGGAGGGCGAGGUCCCGGUCUUUACACCUGCAACUCGAAUCGCGGAAUUGAACGACAUUGAUCGAUCUGUCGCUACACUGCUCUCCGCGGCAUCGGAUGCUAUCGCCAUUCUCUCGAACACGCCGACAAGUGAAAAGCACGAGGCAGCUCUUCGUAACGCCACAUGCGCUAGAGCAGCCUUUUCAACAGCCGCCGAGAAUUAUUUCUCUACACUCUCCUCUAUCGAAGUUCGACUUCGCCGCCAAGUUUAUGCAUUGGAGGAAGCCGAGCUCAUUAGGCCUGGGGAUGAAAAGGACGCACGAAGAGGGCGAGCGCCGGGCGGUGACAACAAUGUGGUCAGAGUUGGAGGUGGUCCUCUUGAUCCAAGCUGGCUGAAUGCUAGAGCCAGUGACAAGGUUGGCGUGGGGAUGAAGAAGGAGCUUCUGGCUCAAGCGCGGGAAUGGGUCGAACGCCAUGGCAAGGACACUGUUUGA